Molecule: messenger RNA, 672 nt
Organism: Dictyostelium discoideum AX4
Lineage: Eukaryota; Evosea; Eumycetozoa; Dictyosteliales; Dictyosteliaceae
Gene: hspI
Product: heat shock protein Hsp20 domain-containing protein
Exons: 1
Coding region: 1-672 (223 amino acids)
Biological process (GO): response to heat
Cellular component (GO): mitochondrion
Source: RefSeq, a predicted model, not a curated record
AUGUAUAAACUUUCAAAAACUACACCAUUUUUCUUUCGUCGUGCUUUUCUCUGUGGUAGAAGAGGAGGUUAUCCAGAAUCAAAUUUAAGUAAUUUUGGUAGACCAACAGCAUCAACAUUAUCAACAUCCCAAUCAUCAGGUAUUUGUGAAACUAAUGAUUAUUCAAACAAACCAUAUUUUUUCCAAGUUAAAUUUGAAGAUCGUUUCUCAAAGAAAAUCGAUAAGUUUAAUGAAUGUUUUAGACAUUUCUAUUAUAGUCAUGGUGGUCAACAAUAUAUGGAUAAAUUUGAGAGUAUUUUUGAUAAUUGGGAACAUGAAUUUUCAAAAACUCGCGGAUUUAGAUCACCAAAAACCUUUAUUAAUGAAUCUGAUAAAGGAAUUGAAAUUAGAGUAGAAUUACCAGGUUUUUCAAAAGAAAAUGUUAAAAUUGAUUUUUCAAAUGGUUUAUUAAAUAUUGAUGCUUUAAAUAAAAAUACAACCAUUCAACAACCAUCAUCAAAUAAUCAACAAGUAGAAUCACAACAUCAAUCAUUAAUGGAAUUUAAAAAAUCAAUUAAAUUACCUGAAGAUAUUGAUGUUUCUUUAAUUAAAGCUAUUAUGAAUAAUGGUAUUUUAGAAAUUAGUAUUCCAAAAAAUAGUUAUGUUAAAUCAACAACAAUUAAUGUUCAAUAA